AUGGGUUUGGUGAACUUGGUGAUCUCCACAAUAGGGAAAUGCUUGGACGCCGUCUGCGUACUUUUGGACCUGAACUUCCUCGUCGUCCACAGCGUGGUGCGGGCUAUCCUGGCGGUCAUCACCUUCAUCCACAACCUGCCCACCCUGCUGGUCAACACGCUGGUCCAGCUGGGCAACCUGGUGGUGUUUUUCACCAUCUCCCUGGCGGAGGCAGCGUCGGGCCUAGCCCACAGCACGGCCACGGUGUGCGGGGGUGGGGUCCUGGCCCUGGAGGGGCUGCUGGAGAGCCUGAAGAUGAUGGGCUACCUGUCCAUGCACGUGCUGCUGCGGGGGAAGGAGCACGUGUGCCGGGGCCUGGUGUCGGUGCUGGAGGGCUGCGGGAUAGCGGUCAGCCUGGUGGUCUACUUCACCAACACGGUGGUGAACUUCGCCCUCAUCGCCACGCAGAACGUGUACCUGGCGGCGGUCGGGGUGUGGCAGACGGUGUCCAGUCCCCUGCAGAAGGUGCUGGAGCUCACCCUGACCGCGCUGACCUUCCUGUACAGCUGCCUGGCCGGGACCUCGGCUCUGCUGUGGUCGCCCUGCAAACUGGCCCUGGACUUCCUGGUCUCCCUGGUGCACAUGUUCGUCAGCAUUUUCAUCCUGAACGUCUACGGCCUCCUGCUCACCGUCACCAUCACCCUCACCACCACCGCCUAUCUGAACCCGGGGCUGACCCGCCGGGCGGCCCUGCGCGUUGUGGACUACGUGCGCUCCUUUCAGGCCGUGCAGAGGGCGUGUCUGUCUCUGGGCCGUCUUGCGUCGGCCCUGUCGAGCAUCGGGCAUUUUCUGUGUCGCAACCUGCAGAACCUGCACAGGACCCUUCGCUACCUCUCCCUCCCAGAGAGAGGACUCUGGCGGCAGCUGUCUGACCACAGCGGCCAGCUGGGCGUGGCGCUGCGGACCCAGUUCCACCGGGACAACCCCGGCAGAGUGAGAGGGGACGGGGACCCCGGAGAGGAGAGGCGGGACCCGCCGGACGGAAGGGCUGGAGAUGGAGCCCACCAGGAGCUGCAGGAUUUGGUUUUCCCUUCCUCAAGCACAGACCGGCCGCUAAAGAAGCUGAAGAAGCCGGCGUCUUCGGGCAAAGAGGGCAAACCUCUGCCCGCCGAGAAUCUGCUCACUCUGCUGAAGGAGCAGGAGGAGAGGAAGAAGUGUGUGAUCUGUCAGGACUGUACCAAGACGGUGGUGCUCCUGCCCUGCAGACACCUUUGCCUGUGCAGAGACUGUACAAACAUCCUUUUGAAGCAGCCCAUAUACCAACAGAACUGCCCUCUCUGCCGGCACAUGAUCCUCAACACGAUGGACGUCUAUCUAUGA
Menidia menidia (Atlantic silverside) is the source of this 1359-nucleotide messenger RNA. The record is from the annotation of a GenBank genome assembly. NCBI's taxonomy places the organism in Eukaryota, Metazoa, Chordata, Actinopteri, Atheriniformes, Atherinopsidae.